CCCCCAAAUCUGCAACGCUUGGCGCUCGCUUGGCUCCGCCUCUGCCCCCCCUGCCCCGAUCGCCGCGCCCCCCUCGCCGCCGGGGAGCCGCUGCGGCCGCACGCCAUCGAUUCCUGCUCCCUCCUUCGUGAUUCCCCUCUCCCGCACCCCGCCGGUCUCGGUGUCCUCCUCCUUGGGGGGGGGGGGUCCCUCUUCCCGCGGAAUUUGGCAUGUGACGCGGGGCGAGGGGGAGGAGGCGCCGCCGGCGGAGGAGGAUGCGGCGGCGGCGCGGGACGGAUUGAUUUGUCCAGGUUUUUUUCUCGCGAUUUUUUUGAGGGAACCGCUCCUCCAGGAAUUCGGUUGUUCCAGGUUGCUUUUCCAAAAUGGUUUGCAUGCCAGGACAUUUUAAAAUGGCUUCUGUGCUGAAGCUUGUAAUGAUGGAAAAUCACACAGCACCAGAUGACGUGAUCGAUGAGGUGACUGCUGCACAGGUCCUACAAAAGCAACUUUUUGAUGCACACGAACCAAAUUUACUGGAUGAAAAUGAUAUGCAUAUAUUUGGAUCAAAACCUAUGGCCGAUCCAUUGGACCUGGUCUGCUGUAGUACUUGCAAGAAGCCAGUCAAGGCUAGCCAAUAUGCAGUUCAUGCAGAGCAAUGUAGUUCAAGCAAAGUAAACACAAAUGAUUCAAUGGGUGUAGUAGAUCAUGCCAGUCCUAUGAAGCCCCCAAAGAAGGGCAGAAAAAUAAAGUUGACAAGUAAUGGAAAUCAGAAAGUACACAUAAAGGUGAAAGCAAAGUCUCAACAUGAAAGCAAGAAGAGUGCCAAUAAUUUCGAGUUGGACAAUGGGCAUGUCAGAGUACAACCUAUAGAUUCCACAGGGUUGAAAACAUCUGUUGAUAAUGCAGCUACUACCAAUGUGCCUGAAAGUCGCCUUAGAGAUGCGCCGGUUCCUCUUGCAACAAAAAUAUAUCAUUCACAGGGCAACUACCGCCUUCGAUUAGAGCUUGGCCAGCUUUACCGUGAAACAUGUGCGGAGCAUCUGGGCAGCUUCACAACUCCAAACUUGUCACAGGAGAAUGAAAUGAUGGUGUCACGGUUUUCGCCAUGCAACAUGUCAGCUCAGAAGAACCUUGUUCCUCAAACAAAGUAUCAGGAUCAGCUUCUUGCAAGCACAUCUCAAUCGUGCUCAGGAAUCCCUCAGCAAUUAUCAGCAAGCGGGCCUAACCAUUCACAAGAAACCAAAACUGAGAUAGCAUCUACAGUUAAAAAUGAAGUUUCACGAUCCAGAUGUGAUUUGAAAAACAAAGGCAACAAGAAGACGCAGCAGCAACCUAAUGGACGUGAUCAUGUGAUCAAGUCCUCAGUAGAGUAGCUAUUUGAUAGUGGUAGUGUCUCCACCGGUGGACAGCCUCCUUUUGUUCUUUUCAAAUGAAAAUUGGUUCUUGUCAGGAUGAUUUUGGACUAGGAGGUCCAAAUUCAAGAUCAUUUUGGUAAGUCAAGACUCUGGAAUUGAAGCCAAAGACAAUAUUAAGCUCUAACUUUGUUUCAUCAGUUUCUCGCAGGUUCAUUGACUCUUGGUACAAGCUAACAACUCUAAUAUUAGCACUGAUGAUGGAAUUACCUGUAAAUACGGCCGGGAAGGCCUUCUCUUCCUGCCCCCUCCCCUGCUGCAGAAGGUUGUGACCUGAUGAACAUUUUCAAUAUAGCUCUUUUCUUUUCCGAAUCA
This is a messenger RNA of Phragmites australis (common reed), 1706 nucleotides long. RefSeq lists its product as uncharacterized. Bases 363 to 1352 code for a protein of 329 amino acids. Gene Ontology annotation, cellular component: SAGA complex. The transcript has 12 exons. NCBI's taxonomy places the organism in Eukaryota, Viridiplantae, Streptophyta, Magnoliopsida, Poales, Poaceae. The record is from RefSeq and is a predicted model, not a curated record.